AGAUGCAACCGAAUGGAAGUGGUGUUCACAUUGUUAUUAAUUUAAUGUCGAUAGAAAAUGCAGUUAACAACAAUAAAAUUGUUUGAAAUUACCAAAAUUUCGUUUUUUAAUAAAGCAGCAAUUAAUAGAUUAACGGUCGCAAACAUACGAAGUUAUGCACUAGCGGCUAAUAAGCAAACUGAUUCCAGUAUCGACCAAAGUUCUGAACAAGAGCGAACCAAAUCAUCUGUGGCAGAACAGCGUCUGAUGAAUAUUGCAGUAAUUGGAGUACCAAAUGCAGGCAAAAGUACAUUUAUAAACAACUUAAUUCAGCAUAGAAUUUGCCCAACUUCAUCUAAAGUACACACAACGCGUGAUCUGCAUAAGGCGAUAUAUACAACUGGUAACACACAAUUGAUAUUUUAUGAUACUCCAGGACUUGUAACAAGUAGUGAAAUAAAAAAACACAAUUUAAACAGCUCUAGCAAAUCUUUUAAGAUUUCCGCUUAUAAAAAUGCACUUAAACAAGCAGACAUAAUAGCAGUUAUGCAUGAUGUGUCUAAAGCAUUCACACGGAAACAAAUCCACACUACAGUACUGGAUACAUUAAGAGCUUAUCCAAACGUUCCAAGUUUUUUAAUUUUGAAUAAAAUUGAUGCUUUAAAGUCGAAGCGUGUGCUUCUUGAAUUAAUACGCAUACUUACGAACGGUACUCUAUCUGGUAGACGUAAAUUAAAAGGGAAAUCCGAUGAUGCAAACAAAGAAGAACUUGUGAAAUCUGUUAAGAGUACAGAAAAUUGGAGUCAUUUCAAGGAUGUAUUUAUGGUGUCAUCACUAACAGGAAGUGGUUUAAGCGAUAUUCACGAUUAUUUAUUGAACAUGGCUAAACCUCAAACAUGGAAGUAUGCAAGCGAUAUAUAUACGGACUAUACACCAGAAACUUUAAUUGUUGAAAGUGUGCGUGCACGACUAUUAGAUUAUUUACCACAAGAAAUACCAUAUACUUUAAAAAGCGAAUUAGAAUAUUAUAACGAAGAAAACAAUAUAAUUUAUGCAUCUGUACAAGUUUUAUGCCCGACAACACGUUUAGAACGUUUAAUAUGUGGUGAAUCGAAUGGCAGAUUGAGACAAAUCACAGAGCGUGUCACAUCAGAUUUAGUGGAAACUUUCGGAAAACCAAUUUCACUUACCAUUGCUACACAUAGUCAAACAAAAUAAUGACAUUAUAAAUGUUUUAAUCAUAUUGUUACAUAAUAAAUAUGCUAUAAUAGUUUCAGA
This is a messenger RNA of Teleopsis dalmanni, 1257 nucleotides long. Its product is annotated as GTPase Era, mitochondrial. The transcript is spliced from 4 exons. Bases 58 to 1197 code for a protein of 379 amino acids. Gene Ontology annotation, molecular function: ribosomal small subunit binding; rRNA binding; GTP binding. Lineage: Eukaryota; Metazoa; Arthropoda; Insecta; Diptera; Diopsidae. Gene Ontology annotation, cellular component: mitochondrial matrix. The record is from RefSeq and is a predicted model, not a curated record. Gene Ontology annotation, biological process: ribosomal small subunit assembly.